This is a messenger RNA of Mauremys mutica (yellowpond turtle), 4038 nucleotides long. RefSeq names its product DC-STAMP domain containing 2 (gene DCST2). The transcript has 16 exons. The record is from RefSeq and is a predicted model, not a curated record. Lineage: Eukaryota; Metazoa; Chordata; Testudines; Geoemydidae. The coding region runs from base 400 to 2802 and encodes 800 amino acids. Gene Ontology annotation, cellular component: membrane.
CGCCAGUGCCCGUAUCCCGGCAACGGGCUACGAGGCCUGGGGCUCCCUCUGCCCGCCCAUGCCCCAUAUCCCGGCAACGGGCUGCGAGGCCUGGGGCUCCCCGCGCCCGCCAGUGCCUCGUAUCCCAGCGACGGGCAGCAACUCCCGCCAUGGAAUCCUGCCCAAGUGAGACCUGAUGGGGCCCUGGUGCCUGUGACUCUCCAGGAGUGGGACACCAGGUCCCCGCGCCACUGCACAGCUGCCUCCAUCCCCACACACCCCACUGCUGCGGCCCCUUGGCGUGUGCCACCUGCCCCAGGCCAGACUCGAACACAGAGCCCCACAGACUGGGCUGCCCCGGGCCCCAUUCCGUGGGGCGAAGUGGAGGAUUGGGGGUCCCCCCCCACCAGCGCCAGCUCCAUGGGGCUUGUCUCAGCUCUCCACAGGGCCCUGGGCACGUCAAAGCAGGGCCCGUGGCUCAGGAGCAGGAAGGGCAGUGGGGGGCCAGGGCUGGCGGGGGAGAGCCCCGUGCGGGGCGUGGUGCGCAGCGCGGGCAGCUUCGCCCUGGGCAUGACCCUGGCCAGCCUCUACGGUGCCCUGGUGCUCUUCGCGCAGAGCUACAACGUCUGGUACUGCCUGGUGUCCACCACCAGCCUGGGCGCUGGCCUAGGGCUGGGGAUGGCCUUCUCCAGCAAGGUGCGCGUCACCGUCCUGCUCAUGCUGCCCCACGUCUUCUCCAAGCAGGGGAAGAACAUGCUGCUGCUGGUGGCGCUGGGGAUGGCCAUGCAGGGGCCCUGCACCAACAUCCUGCGGAACUUCGCCCGAGCGGCCCAGUCUGUGUCCUGCGGGGCCGAACUCACCCUCAACCAGACGGCCGAGCUGCUGCAGAAAGCCAGGGAGCCGCUGCUCAGCGCACUGACCAGGAUCAAGGCCAUUGCCCAGAAGGCCAAGGUGGUGGGUGACCGCGUCCGCAAGUUCUUCCGCUCUGUCAUGGACUCUGUGCGGCACGUUGCCCGGGCCCUGCGGAACGUGUGGUACUGGCUGGUGCAUGUGGGUGAGGUGUGCAACCAGGACCUGGGUGCCCCCUACACCAAGUGCCUGCGGCUCUUCGACACGGCCAAGGACAAGUGUGAGCGCGUCAUCCCUGCCCUCUUCUUCCUCUGCUACAUCCUCCUCCUCUUCAAGCCGCUCUGCGGCCUGGCCAAUGCGCUCCUGGUCUUCUGCGUCAUCCCCCAGUACGUGCAGCCCUUCCUGCGCAGGAGAGUCGUGGCCCCUGUCCUGAGGGUGCUGAGCCGCGUGCGCAGGGAGUUUGAGUUCAACAUCUCGGCCGUGCACCAGUUCGACGUCAGCCUCAACUCCACCAAGAGCCUGGCCCAGGUGGCCCUGGACAUCAUGGAGGCUGUUGGCCUGCGGCUGCAGCCAGCCCGAGAGGUGCUGGGCCUCUUCGCACACGUCUCCUCCUGCGUCCUCCUCUACCUGUACCUGCAGGCCCUGCUCUAUCGCAGACGGUACCUGCACGACGACAACUUCGACAACAUCUACAUCACAGGGCGCUUCCUGGCCAUGGACGUGCUGCGGGCACGGCAGGGCAGGCCCACGGUGCUGCCCCUCUCCGCACGGGAGAGCACCAAGUACAUCUGCCCGGGCUCCCUGUUCCUGUCGCGCCGGGAGCGCUUGGGUUACGGCCUGGCCCUGGCAGGCGUCCUACGCCACGUGCUCCUCGGCCUCGCCCUCAUCCUCCUCGACUACGGGGUCUUCUGGCUGCUCGACCUGGUCCGCUACCAGCUGCAUGGCGAGAUCGUGGCCAGGGCCCCCGUGGUGAUGAGCGUCAGUGUGAACGGGACAGGCUACACGGGUGAGAUCUACCGUGACCUGGUCUCUGCGUUCGACGCCCUGCAGCGUGGCAACGUCAGUGUCCUGUCCCGCCGGUGCCGCCUGCGCCCUGCUGAGCCGGACUACCGCACCUACCUGCUCAUCGGACUCAUGUACGGCGUGUGCUUCUUCAUCGCUGUCUUCGGCAGCUAUGUGGGGCGCUUGCGCAGGGUGGUGUGCGCCUCGUAUUACCCCUCCCGCGAGCAGGAGCGGACGUGCUUCCUCUACAACAGCAUCCUGACGCGGCGGACAGGCCUGGCGAGCUCCCUGCUCCGGGCCACGAGGCAGCGGGCGGCCGACGAAGGCCACACCAACCUGCUCCUCAUCCUCGCCUCCAAGUUUCCCCUGUGCGCCUGGUUGGCGCAGAGGAUGGGCGUCCACCAGCGGUACUGCAUGGGUUGUGGGCGCAUCGGGGGUGGGGCCGCCAGCCAGGACUUCAUCACCUGCAUCACCCCUGGCUGCAGAGGGAUCUACUGCAGAGAAUGCUACCAGCUGCUUAGCAACGUCUGCUCCAUCUGCAUGGCCCCCCUGGCCUACCAGGGCGACAUGGACGAAGAGAUCGACUCCAGUGACGAGGAGACCGUGGGGCUCUGGCUGGGCGCCACACGGGCGCUGCGGGGGCAGGAGCAGGAGCAGAGGCGCCAGCUGCGCCAGUUGCUGAGGCAGCGCAUCCGCCAAGCAGUGCAGGGCCAGGGCUCCUGCCGGCGCCUGCCCCAGGAGCUGGCCGCGUGGGUCUGGGCCCAGCUGGAGGAGGAUGAGAGCGGAGACAGCACCGGGGCCAGCACUCCCAGCCCCAUGGCAGCGGCUGACGACAGCUCCAGCGACCUGGACUUCAGCUACCAGGAGCAGCCCGAGGGCAGUGACGGGGAGGGAGGGGCCCUGCCGGGGCCCAGGCCCCCAGAGCCAGGGGAGCUGGAGGAAGUGAAGACGAUCCCAGAUACCAGCCAGUGAGGGAAGCACCAGGAGCCGGACCAGUGCCAAGGAGACAGAUGCACCGUGCAGGUGGGGGCACCAGGCAGAUGGUCCUGCCCCCCAAUGCAUGACUGGCUCCGGCCUGGGCACCAGGGGGUUUCCCCCUGCCUGGGAGCCCGGUCCCCAGGGACCGCGCCAUCAAUAAAGCGCCCUGCGGCUCAGGCUGAUCUGUGCACUGGACUCUCUGUGCCAUGGAGGGGGGCUCUGGGUGCAAGGCCUAGCGUCUGCAGCCCCCCGGCUCUCUGGGGCCAGGGGCUGCUGUUACCCCAGAAACCCCCAUUUACCUCCUGCCCCUGCAGCGCCCCGGCCACCCCCAGCACAGGCAGGGUCCCCCAGGCAGCCAGCCACACACAGACAGGCGCGCCGAGGCUCCCUGCUUCUCCGUUUAUUGUCAAGCAGCCUUCAUUUAAAAAAUAAAAACAACAGCAACCAAAAAGCGCGUGCGGGGCCCGACCCUGGGCCAGCUCCCGCUGACUCGAGUUGUACUUUGGUUUCUUUACACUAGAGAAGUUCAAGUAGCCGAGAUUUCAAGUUCACCAUAAGGCACUUUAAGGCCAGGCCAGGCCAGGCCCCCCACCCCCCCCAAAGGACUGACAAUGACAGCAGACAGCACUGGGGGCGAGGAGGGGGGAGAAAUAUAUUACAUCAUCUCUUUAAAUAUAGAUAAACUCUGAUCUGGGGCUAAUACUCCCCAGGGGCUGGGGGGCGCUGCUGCCAGGGCAGACGGGAAUGUGCAAACAGCAGAGACGCCCCUCGCGGGGGGGAAGCCGCAGCUCGGGGGCGGCCCCUGGGGCUCCUCUGCCUCCGCAGGAGGGGGCGGCCCCCAGCCCACAGAACGGGCCCCCUUCCUUUCCUGGGCCAACUUGCCCACAUAGUGCAACCAGAGAAAGCAGCAAGGAGUGCAGGGGCGAGUGAGGCCCGGCGGGGGCGGGGGCGGCCCUCAGUUAAGGCAUGGAGGUGCGCAGGGCACCCUAGAUCUGCAUUUCCCUGCAGCGGACAGCUGGGGCAGGGGCUCUAUUCCACAAGCUAUUUACAAUGGGGGGGCUGAGAAAGCCGGGGGGCACUCGGGGACACCAGCUGUGCCCCAGGGCACUAAGCACUUUUCCUCCGCCCAGCGCCCAGCCGGGAAAUGAAGACAUACAGCUGUAAAAACCAGGGGCUGGCUCAUGCGCAGGGGGGUGGGGGCAGCACAGCUCUCCCCAGCACAUCCCCACG